This is a messenger RNA of Lathyrus sativus (Indian pea), 1902 nucleotides long. The record is from the annotation of a GenBank genome assembly. Lineage: Eukaryota; Viridiplantae; Streptophyta; Magnoliopsida; Fabales; Fabaceae.
AUGGCUAAAAACAACACUACACACCAAAUCCUCUUACUCUUCUCAUUCCUCUCUCUUCUUUUUUCCAUCCAUGCUAAACUUCACCUCCACCCUUCCGACGCAAAAGCCCUCGCAACUCUCCGAAACAACCUCGGCCUCAAAACCAACGCCACAGACCACCCGUGCAACACGGAGGGCGUGUUCUGCGAAAAACGACUCACCAACAACGAAAGCUAUUCCCUCCGAGUCACAAAACUCGUUUUCAACUCAAAGAAACUCAGAGGCACGCUUUCACCAAUCAUUGGAAAAUUCACAGAACUCAAAGAACUCUCUCUUUCACACAACAAACUCGUUGACCGUAUCCCUUCCCCCAUAGUUGACUGCAGAAAGCUUGAGAUUCUUAAUCUCGGAGAUAAUCUUUUCUCCGGUGAAGUUCCUUCUGAAUUCUCCUCUCUCGUUCGUCUUCGUUUUCUUGAUAUCUCGGGAAAUAAACUCUCCGGAGACUUGAAUUUUCUUCGUUAUUUUCCCAAUCUAGAAACUCUUUCUGUUGCGAAUAAUCACUUUACAGGAAGAGUUCCCGCUUCGGUUCGGUCUUUUCGUAAUCUCAGACAGUUUAACUUCUCUGGUAACCGUUUUCUUGAAGCCCUGCCGUUGAAUCAGAAGCUUCUAGAAUAUGAUAAUACUAAUACCAACACCGCGAAUAAGCGCUAUAUCCUUGCUGAGAAUGAUAAUUCGAAUUCGAAGUCAAAUGGAACGAGGAUUUCUCGUUCUCAUUCGCCUGCUCCUGCACCUGGUCCUGCAGCAGUGGAUCCUCACCACAAGCAUAAGAAGAACAGGAGGAAGCUUACUGGAUGGAUUCUUGGAUUUGUUGCGGGCGCAUUCGCUGGGAUACUCUCUGGUUUCGUGUUUUCGUUGUUGUUUAAGUUGGCUUUGAUUGUGAUUAAAGGAAAAGGAAAAGGUUCUGGUCCUGCAAUUUAUAGUUCUUUGAUUAAGAAAGCUGAGGAUUUAGCUUUCUUGGAGAAAGAAGACGGGUUAGCUUCGAUGGAACUUAUCGGAAGUGGUGGAUGCGGCGAGGUUUACAAGGCGGAAUUACCGGGGAGUAAUGGUAAAAUGAUUGCCAUCAAGAAGAUUAUUCAGCCAUCUAAGGACGCAGCGGAGUUGGCUGAAGAAGAUAAUAGUAAGCUUCUGCAUAAGAAGAUGCGACAAAUUAAGUCGGAGAUUGAUACCGUCGGUCAGAUUCGUCAUCGCAAUCUUUUGCCUCUUUUGGCUCAUGUUUCCAGACCUGAUUGUCAUUACCUUGUGUAUGAGUUUAUGAAGAAUGGGAGUUUGCAGGAUAUGUUGAACAAAGUUGAAAGUGGCGAAGCGGAGUUGGAUUGGUUGACAAGGCAUAGGAUAGCACUUGGUAUCGCGGAAGGGCUUGAAUACCUUCACACGAGCCAUAGUCCUCGCAUAAUUCAUCGAGAUCUCAAGCCUGCAAACAUCCUUCUUGACGAUGAUAUGGAAGCUAGGAUUGCGGAUUUUGGACUCGCGAAAGUAAUGCCUGAUGCGCAGACGCAUAUCACUACUUCAAACGUGGCUGGCACGGUGGGAUAUAUCGCGCCCGAGUAUCACCAGAUAUUAAAAUUCAGUGACAAGUGUGACAUAUAUAGCUUUGGUGUUAUGCUUGGUGUUUUGGUGAUAGGAAAGCUUCCUUCUGAUGAGUUUUUUCAGAAUACUGAUGAGAUGAGUUUGGUCAAGUGGAUGAGAAAUGUGAUGACUUCGGAAAAUCCCAAGGACGCAAUCGACCCAAAGCUCAUAGGUAAUGGUUAUGAGGAACAAAUGCUUCUGGUUUUGAAGAUUGCUUGCUUUUGCACCAUGGAUACUCCUAAGGAGAGGCCUGAUAGUAAGAAUGUCAGGAUCAUGCUGUUCCAAAUCAAGCACUAG